UUCCAGGGCAGAGAAAAUAAAACCAUCGGAAAACAAACUCAAUUCGACUGGGAGCCAGAGACCAAGCGAGCGAGCCAGGAGUUUGCAGCUGGAGGGUCGAGGGCAGGAGCUUCGCCCAGUCCCCCGGGGAGGGAAAGCAGAGAACAGACAGACUGUUGUGAACCAUGGAGAGAAGAGAACAGCGCAGCAGUGGUCAAGAAAGUAAUGAGGCCAAGACUGAAGCCAGCAGCCAUGAUGGGUCCUCGCACAUCAUCACGAUUGUUUUCUUGAUGCUUCUCAUUGAUCUGCUUGGGUUUACUCUCAUCUUACCGCUGCUGCCUUCCAUACUGGAAUAUUAUGGAAAGACUGAUCACGAUGGUAUUUAUCAAUCCUUGCAGCAUUCUGUGGUCUGGUUUGCUGAUAUGAUCGGGGUUCCCAGUGUAAGAAAAUAUAACAGCGUCCUCUUUGGGGGGCUCAUUGGAUCCAUGUUCUCUGUGCUGCAGUUCCUUGUGUCCCCUGUGACUGGUGCUGCCUCUGAUCAUUUUGGCCGAAGACCGUUGAUGAUGCUGACCACGGUCGGGCUGAUUGCUUCCUACGCUCUAUGGGCUUUCUCCCAGAACUUUGGGAUUUUUCUCCUGUCUAGAAUUGUUGGAGGGAUUAGUAAAGGGAAUGUCAGCCUGUCAACCGCCAUCAUUGCAGAUCUCCCAUCUCCACGGGCCCGCAGCAAGGGCAUGGCAAUGAUUGGUGUCGCGUUUUCACUUGGUUUCACGAUUGGGCCUAUGAUUGGAGCAUACUUUGCGUCGAGCACUGGAAAGGAUGGCAGCUUCUUUUUGCAGACAGCACAGCUUGCCUUGGUAUUUGCGGUGUCAGACCUGAUCUUCAUCUUCCUCUUCCUCCCAGAGACCCUCCCCAGACAGAAGCGGGGCACCUCCAUCUCCGCCACGUUCCAGAAUGCCAUCGACCUCCUCAGCCCGGUGGCUCUGCUUAAGUUCUCUGCUGUCCAACAACGGGCCGAGUUUCCCUCUCCAGAAGGGAUGCGGACAUUGAAAAUUCUCGGACUGGUGUAUUUCCUCUACCUGUUCUUGUUCUCAGGCCUGGAGUACACACUCAGUUUUCUCACUCACCAACGUUUCCAUUUUAACAGUAUGCAACAAGGGAAGAUGUUCUUCUUUGUGGGGAUUACAAUGGCAUUGGUCCAGGGCGGAUACGCUCGAAGAAUCAAGCCUGGCGAUGAGGUGAAAGCUGUGAAGAGGGCAAUUGCCCUGCUGAUCCCAGCAUUUCUUAUCAUUGGCUGGGCCAACACUGUACUUGUCCUGUACGUCGGUCUUCUCUUCUACUCAUUCGCUGCUGCAAUAGUCAUUCCCUGCCUGUCUGCUCUGGUGUCUGGAUACGGUGCAGCUAAUCAAAAAGGCACUGUGAUGGGAAUUCUUCGCAGUCUGGGUGCUUUGGCCCGAGCUUUGGGACCAGUCGUGGCAGCUACUGUUUACUGGCUGGCAGGGGCAGAGGUGUGUUUCACUGUCACCAGUUUCACCUUCUUGAUCCCACUUGCACUUCUUACAAUUCCCAAAGUGAAGAAAACAGAAUGAAGACCAAAAGGAAUGAACUGGCCAUGUAAACCUUAGUGAGAACUACACUGGAUUCACACCUGGAACAACAGCAGUCUUUAAAGAAAUCCUAAAGUAUGUAAUACUGUAUACUUGCUCCAAUGGAAGUAUCAAGCAACUGAAUAUCAGGAAAAAUGUUUUAACAAAGGACAAUGGUAACAUUGAGAAUAUAGUGAAUGGUUCCACAGUAAGUGACUUGAGAGUUCAACAAUGAUAACAACGUGGUCAAAGGUUGUUAAUAUUUCCCUUCCUCAGAGCCACAUGUGUCAGUUAUACUUUGCUCCUUGGGUGGGACUCUGCUGUCAUUUCGGUGCUUUAAUGGAGCUUCAGCUUUAUCACAGUUAUAAACUAUAAUUUGCAAGAUUAGGUAAUGCAUCCUCCAACUCUACUCUCAAUACAAGAUCAAACUAAAAUGGUAACACAUUUUUCUCACCAUUGAUGCUACUUGAUCUGUUAUGUUUCCUGCAUUUCCCAUUUUAUUUCAGCAUCCACAGAACCGGUGCUCCAGUUCUAGGUUCAUUGUUUAUUUUUAGCCCUGGAUGCUGCCUAUAAUAUCCUAUUAGAGGGGAGCUCAGAUCUACCUGAACCAAUUUGCAACUAGGUAUGGACAGACAGCAUACCGUUUUCCACAUUGGUUUCAGAGACACAGAGUACAGUCUGAGGCAAGUUGCUAUUCGAGCAGCAAGAUCCAUAUAAUUAUGUUAUACCUCAAAGUUUCCUAUUUAAUGGCAUUGAUACUGAUACUAAUCAAUAUGGAAUCCAAAAUAAUACAGGAUAUUAGUAUUUAGUAUGAAUAGUUGAAAAACUAAACAGGCAAAUGACAAGGAAAGGAAUUUACCAGAGAUAGAAUUGGGAGCGAUACAUUUACCAAAUUACUGAACUCCUUUGAAGGAAUUAAAAAUCUCAUGUGAACAUGAGAAACACUGAUUUUGUAAAUUGUAUCUCAUUUUGCAAAAAAAACUGUCAAACUGGGCUACCAUUCCAAAGUUGAGCAUCAUUGCUGUAAUUGACAAGAGGAAUGGACAUGGGAUUGGUCUGAUCUGUAAAGUUUCAGCUAUUUGUACCUUCACUACCAUAGCAAUUGCAAAUGUGCCUUGUUAGGCCUCAUACUAAAGUAUUACUGAGGGACUGCUGCACCAUCAUUUCUCAUCCCAAAAUUGACAAAUUAUGCCUUCAACUAAGAUUUAAGCUCAAAUUCUCUCUCAACUUCUGCCCAGCUACCUCUUUUCCAAUACCUUUUGUACAAAGCUUUCAGUCACCCCAUCUAACAUUCCUUCCUUAGCUUGAUAUAAAUGCCUGAUUCAGUUUCUUUCCAAAUAUACCAUACAGACAGCUGAGUAUUCCAGCAUCUGCAAUAUUUUAUCUGUUUUUUAAAUUUGUUAGCUGAUCAUGUAAUCAGUACCAAAGAUUCAAUGAUUUGACAACAUAGCCUCAUGCAACAACUGUUUUGAAUUACGAUUAUUGCAGUGUUAUCAGAAAGCUCCAACUGCAUUAAAAUUACAGGUUUCAAAGUGAAAUGUGUGAUAUGUUAACUUGUGGGGAUUAAUCAUGAAACCAACUGCCCAUAUAAAAUUUGCCACUUCAUCUUAUAACUAAAAUGAUAAAUGUACAUGUAUAUUGUGGCUGUUUAUUGCUGUAUUUUGAUAUCAAACUGAAAUACUGUAGUUGCAU
Molecule: messenger RNA, 3254 nt
Organism: Hemiscyllium ocellatum (epaulette shark)
Lineage: Eukaryota; Metazoa; Chordata; Chondrichthyes; Orectolobiformes; Hemiscylliidae
Gene: slc75a1
Product: major facilitator superfamily domain containing 10
Exons: 13
Coding region: 165-1565 (466 amino acids)
Biological process (GO): transmembrane transport
Cellular component (GO): brush border membrane
Molecular function (GO): transmembrane transporter activity
Source: RefSeq, a predicted model, not a curated record